Messenger RNA from Oikopleura dioica, 825 nucleotides. NCBI's taxonomy places the organism in Eukaryota, Metazoa, Chordata, Appendicularia, Copelata, Oikopleuridae. The record is from the annotation of a GenBank genome assembly.
AUGGGAAUAAGAGAGAUUUCAGUUGGAGGAUAUUCUGCUCUUGCUUUAUCAGGGCUAAUCGCAGGUGGCGCUUUUGCAUGGAAAUACCUGGAAGACUACCGAGAAGGUUUAGUUUCAGAGGAUCUUGCGAAGCCAGAAUCUGAAAGUUACUUCAACCUUCAUGUUCUUCUUAUGUACUGGCUAUAUCUUCUGCCAAAUGCACUCGGAGCGAUCAGUUUCAGAGCGUUUACUUUUAUUGAACGCGAUACAGCAAAAUUACUCCAUGCUUUGUUCAACACUAUCGGUUUUGCUGCCUCGAUUGCUGGUUUUGUCAUUAUCUACAAGCAUCAAGGGGCAGCAUAUGGGGAAUAUGGCCAUUUCUAUAGUCCGCAUACAUACAUCGGAAUGAUAACUCUUGCCCUUUACUGGUUUCAAUGGGUUGCUGCGGUCUUUCUUUACUUCAUUUCUUGGGAAAAGUACCUGUCCUCGGAAGACCUGAUGCGAAUGGGGAAGAUCAAAGGGGCUUUUAUCCAGUCUCAUCGGGCUAUUGGUUAUAUUUGCUUUGUCCUCAUUGCAGUUUCAUGCUUUUUCGGAUUUAUGACCAACUACUACUAUGGAUUCACAAAAGGCGAUCCUAACCAUGAUAUGAAUUCGAUCAUGCCUUACAUGAAUCAAUCAAUGGUUCCGAUGUUUGCUGGAAUGAUGCUCCUUCUAGCCGUUAUUCUCAACACUAAAUAUGUCCGACCGAAGCCCAAAGAAGUUUACAAGCCACAAGAAACUGCUACCUUGAAAUCCGUUUCUCCGACAAAAGAUAACGCUUCUGCUCCGCCUACUUCUGAGUUCUGA